UGAUCAUGUCUUCUCAGCAUGUCAAUCGUCUCAUCAUAUAUCACCCAUCUUCGUCCUUCUUCUCAGCCUCAUCUUUUAGAGUCUAUCGUGGCUUGAGUCCUACGGAAAUCAAUCGAUGUCGCGAAGCCUAUCCAUGGUUCAACCGGACUUGCCGCAUCCGAAAAACCAACAACAAACGAAUCCAACGAUAAUCUCUGACUGGGAGUCUCACUUUUCAAAUCACUACAUCCAACCUACCAGGGGAUUCAAGAAUGUAGUGGGACGCAAAAUCAAAGGGACAACUACCAAAAAGGGAAACCUGAGCUACAGAAAUACGGCGCUGACAGUGUUCCUUCAUACGCCUCUUUUUCUGAACUGGUUGGAAAAAUACUACAGAGCCCAUGGGCGAUGCAGCCGCCAGAAACGAUGCCUGCUUUGUGGUUUUCAUGACCUGAGUAACGCCUAUUGGGGCGUUGACCCUCAGAGGACGUCUCAGGUUGAAGAUAUAUUCCUCCCACAAGUCUGGGACAGGAUACGAAAAACUUGCUGGAAAGAUUUUUCGAUGGAAGAACAGCAUGAUGUGUGUGAGUUUCUAGGAAAGUUAUUUGAGCAGCUGCAUCAUGAAGCCGACACAGAGGGUGAACAGGAAGUCAAAGAUAUCUUCGAAAUCCGAACCAGCAAUGAUCACACAUGCCAGACGUGUUCUUAUGUCAUGGAAAAGCGGCCUAAUAGGAAGCUCAUCCUUGUUGCUGAUUUUGGACCGGAAAAACAACCUGGAUCCGACAGGAUCACAGAGCUAUUGAAGACGUCACAGCCAAAGUUUGAGGCUAACUGUGAGCAAUGUAAGAAACAAACUGUGCAUCUUCCACGUGAAAGGAUUACCUACCUGCCGGAAAUCUUUUUUGUCCAGGUAAAUAGGUUCUUCUCCAACAAAAAAGAUGGAACGAAUAGAUUGAUUCACCCGGUCGAGGUCGGUGAGCAAUUGAUAAUUCCUCCAGAGAUUCUCGAGGGGCCGUUAAAAAGCGCGGAGAAGGCUUGCUAUGAGCUUUAUGCGAUCAUCUGGCACAGUGGUCAGUCAACAGUUUGUGGUCAUUACACAUGUGCUGUCAAGGAUCCUAAGGGUCAGUGGGCAUAUGUUGACGACGACGCCGUUAAUCCUAACCCAUCAACGAAGAGAAUCUUUGGCCACAGAGCUCGGCAACAAGAAGCGUAUGUAUUGGCAUACCGGCGCCUACCGUUAGACAGGAAAUUGCAGCUUGGUCCUCAGAAAUUAGCCGAAACACAGGAUGGAUCAGGCGCUCGACCGACGACCGACGCUGGGAUAGUCGGGUCUGGUCUACCAGAGCUUCUUCCCCAGACAGACCCGCCUGAUGACCCAUUGCCCCCACCCCAGGAGCUGGCUCCUUCACUGGAAGAGCCAGUCGUGGACCUGGAUCAGGCCAUUGAGUUUGUUGGAACCAAUUUAAAUUGGUCAGUGAAGGAGAAGCUGGCCCUUUCCACCGGAUCUGGGCCUCUUAUACAGAUACAUGGCAGAGCAAGAAUCCAGAAGGCCAAGAUCCAGCUCACGCUUGUCUGUGAGCAAACGGGCGAAACUCUCACUGGGGAAGGAGAAAUCUCCCUUCGAAAUCCCAACAGAAAAUCCGAGAAGAAGGCGUCUUCCACGGUCAUGAACACGAGGAGCAAGAAGGGUCAGGAAGCGGCUCCAACAACCUCUGGCAAUGUAGCGAAGCCGCGGGGCAGAAGGAAGAAGAAAGUGUGAGUUAUUGAUUAUGUAUGGGUGUGCUGUCUUCGUUUGGCUUGGAUAGAACCUUAAUAAAUUUCUACCAAACUUGUGC
Molecule: messenger RNA, 1814 nt
Organism: Aspergillus heteromorphus CBS 117.55
Lineage: Eukaryota; Fungi; Ascomycota; Eurotiomycetes; Eurotiales; Aspergillaceae
Product: ubiquitin carboxyl-terminal hydrolase
Exons: 3
Coding region: 116-1738 (540 amino acids)
Biological process (GO): protein deubiquitination
Cellular component (GO): nucleus; cytosol
Molecular function (GO): cysteine-type deubiquitinase activity; cysteine-type endopeptidase activity
Source: RefSeq, a predicted model, not a curated record